UAUUAAUCCCUUUCAUGAAAAUUAAUAUGUUAAAGUUUGUAAUGUAGGAACCUGAAGAACCUUUAAAAUGCUGCAAUCCAUUUUCCUCUUGUAACCAAAAGUUACAAAAACGCUGCAAUCCAAUUCAUCAACUUCCAUAUUUCUGAAUUUUUUGACAAUUGAUUUUAGCAUUAUCGUUUGUUCCAUUAGCACUUCAUCCUAAAUGUACCCUCUGAGAAAGUUAUUGACUUUGCAGGAAGAAUAGUUGAUUUCAAAAUCUGGGUGUCCAUGAAAAGAGCCUAAAUUUUGAAAUUUUGGCAUUUUAGGAUCCAACAUUAAUUGUAACAUUUGCAAGAUUUAGAUCAUUUUUCAAUAAAAACAUAAGAAAACAUGGGUGUGGAUUACUACCAUACAUUGAAUGUGGAAAGAAAUGCAACAGAGGAUGAUCUAAAGAAAGCAUAUAGAAAGUUGGCCAUGAAAUGGCACCCUGACAAGAACCCCACCAACAAAAAAGAAGCUGAAGCCAAUUUCAAGCAGAUUUCUGAGGCCUAUGAUGUAUUGAGUGAUCCUCAGAAGAGGGCAAUUUAUGAUCAGCAUGGAGAGGAAGGGUUGAAAGAUAGGCCACCACCUGGGCAUGAAAAUACAAAUGGAUUUAAUCCCAGAAAUGCAGAAGACAUUUUUGCAGAAUUCUUUGGAAGUAGUCCUUUUGGAUUUGGAUCAUCAGGACCAGGGAGGUCCAAGAGAUUCCCUUCUGAUGGAGGGGGGGCAUUUAGUGGAUUCAAUGGAAGUGACAACAUUUUUAGAACAUAUAGUGAAAGGGGGAACAUGCCAAAGAAGCCACCACCCGUAGAGACCAAAUUGCCUUGCAGGUUGGAGGAGUUGUAUUCUGGAUCCACAAGGAAAAUGAAGAUCUCAAGGACUGUAAUGGAUGCCAAAGGAAGAUCGAUUCCAGAAACAGAGAUAUUAACCAUUGAAGUGAAGCCAGGUUGGAAGAAAGGGACCAAGAUUACAUUCCCAGACAAAGGGAAUCAGCAAGCAAAUCAACUGCCAGCAGACCUUGUGUUUGUGAUUGAUGAGAAGCCUCAUGAGUUCUUCAAGAGAGAUGGGAAUGACCUCAUUGUGAGCCAAAGGGUGUCACUAGCAGAAGCCAUUGGAGGAACUGUACUAAAUCUCACAACACUUGAUAAACGAAGCUUGCGUGUGCCUGUGAAUGAAAUUGUUAGCCCUGGUUAUGAGCUGGUUGUUGCAAAUGAAGGAAUGCCAAUAACAAAGGAGCGUGGUUAUAAGGGUGAUUUGAGGAUCAUAUUUGAGGUUAAGUUCCCUACAAGAUUGACGCCAGAACAAAGAGCUGGACUAAAGAGAGCAUUGGGAGGCUGAGGGUCAUGUCUUCUUCAUAUCCAUAGCUUUCACUUCUUUUUUGCCGUAACAAAGGUAUCCUCCAUCAGAGGCAAUCAAGUUCGAAUCGGGAACAAUAUUAUUAGUAGCUUUAACUCCUUUGAACAAUGGUUGAAGCCAAAGUGGAUCCUAUACUAAUACCGUCAAUUUCCAGUCCCUUUUCAGUGUCUCUUGUAUUGGCCUUGCCUUGGAAAUUACUAUGUAUUUUCUAUCUUUUUCUUUUCUUUUAUCUUUCUCAGUGGUUUAUAAUUCUUCCAUACAUAUUUGUGGGGUGUAAGAUGAGACCUUCUCAUUGUUGUAUACUUGUAUAUUUUGCUCAAACUUAAAUAGUGAAAUAUAAUAUAGGCUGUAAAUUGCACAUAGCAGUCAGAAGAAAAUGUUUCCUAC
Lotus japonicus is the source of this 1761-nucleotide messenger RNA. RefSeq lists its product as uncharacterized. Gene Ontology annotation, cellular component: cytosol. The transcript is spliced from 3 exons. NCBI's taxonomy places the organism in Eukaryota, Viridiplantae, Streptophyta, Magnoliopsida, Fabales, Fabaceae. Bases 370 to 1356 code for a protein of 328 amino acids. The record is from RefSeq and is a predicted model, not a curated record. Gene Ontology annotation, molecular function: protein-folding chaperone binding.